Molecule: messenger RNA, 4079 nt
Organism: Menidia menidia (Atlantic silverside)
Lineage: Eukaryota; Metazoa; Chordata; Actinopteri; Atheriniformes; Atherinopsidae
Source: the annotation of a GenBank genome assembly
UGGAACCGAAAGCGCCUGUGAGACCGAACUCAGGGAAAAUUCUGUCCCCCGUCAUGUGACUUUGUCGUAAACAGGAAGCAGCUGAUCUUCACUUUAGCGUCUCCUUCCAGCAAGUAAUGCCUACAACCGUAUUCACAAAACGAAGUCAAAACACCCGUGAGAAGGUGUUUGAACAUAAAUAACUGUUCCACUUUCGAGGAGAAGGGAACAUAUCGGUUAAAGUGUUUAUUUCGCAAGAGGGGCUGCUGCAGACACUGGCUGAAGUCAUCUGACCUGCAGCUCAGAGGAAUUACUCCACAUCGUGUCUGCUGAGGGGGAUGUCAAGCACAGCAAUGAAGAAAAAGGUGCUACUGAUGGGGAAAAGUGGGUCUGGGAAGACCAGCAUGAGAUCAAUCAUCUUCGCUAAUUACAUAGCUCGAGACACACGUCGACUUGGAGCUACAAUUGAUGUGGAACACUCCCAUGUUCGGUUUCUUGGCAAUCUGGUCCUAAACCUUUGGGACUGUGGAGGACAAGACACGUUCAUGGAAAACUACUUUACCAGCCAAAGGGACAACAUUUUCAGAAAUGUUGAGGUUCUUAUUUAUGUGUUCGACGUUGAGAGCCGUGAGCUGGAGAAAGACAUGCACUACUACCAGUCCUGUCUGGAAGCCAUCCUGCAAAACUCCCCCGAUGCCAAAGUCUUCUGUCUGGUGCACAAAAUGGACCUGGUGCAGGAAGACCAGAGAGAUUUGAUCUUUAAGGAGCGUGAGGAGGAUCUGAAGAGACUGUCCAGACCUUUGGCCUGCACAUGUUUCAGGACAUCAAUCUGGGAUGAAACCCUGUACAAGGCCUGGUCCAGCAUCGUGUAUCAGCUCAUCCCAAACGUCCAGCAGCUGGAGACAAACCUGAGGAAUUUUGCACAGAUUAUAGAAGCCGACGAAGUUCUUCUCUUUGAGAGAGCCACCUUCCUGGUGAUCUCACACUAUCAGUGCAAAGAGCAGCGCGACGCUCACAGAUUUGAGAAGAUCAGCAACAUUAUCAAACAGUUCAAACUCAGCUGCAGUAAACUUGCAGCAUCUUUCCAGAGCAUGGAGGUGAGGAACUCCAACUUUGCAGCCUUCAUCGACGUCUUCACCUCCAACACCUACGUCAUGGUCAUCAUGUCGGACCCCUCCAUCCCGUCUGCAGCCACUCUCAUCAAUAUCCGGAAUGCUAGGAAACACUUUGAGAAGUUGGAGCGGGUGGACGGACCCAAGCACAGCCUCCACAUGCGGAUGCGUUAGCGGGUUAGCGCGCUACUCUCAGUCAAUCAGUGCACCCAGCGCAGGCAGCAGCAUGUCGCAGUCCCCCCCGGCCUGUCCGAGUAGAAGAAGCCCCGCUCUGUUUGUACUCCGCCCCCCGCAUUCAAUCACAGCCACCACGGGAGAAAUCACAUUUCUACUCUGAUCAGAAAUAUGAUGCGUUCUGUUGGAAAUAUUUGUCCUAAUUGACACAUUAAAGAGAAAAAUUGAGUUGUGUUUACAAUGGAAGGGACUGCCUUUUGCUGUCGCACUGUGUCGUAUGCUUUGAUUUGGUCAAUCCCAGUGAUCGGGGAUAUGAAACUGAUUUAUUCAUAAGUUGUUACAAAAAUUAGAGCUCUAUUCGGAGGCUAAAUGGUUUUUUCGCCCCAGGUUUUAUUAUGUUAUCAGUUCCGAAAUGGCAUAGUGUGAUUCUCCUCCCGAUCCUCAGAUAUUUUUGCUGCUGCGUGUUUGUUUCUCCUUUUAGGUUUUUGCACCUGUCGUCCUCAUGCCUUGCACCUGUCGGGGGGUGGGGGGGGCGGGGGGGGGGGUAGUCUGCAGUGUUUGGGCACAUGUAGCCGCAUGUUACCAGCAGAGCACAAUCAGUUCAUUUAAACACCACAAACAGCUGCAUGUCAUUUUAAAACAGACUUUAAUUUCCUUUUAAUGGUUGCAUUAGUACUUACAGCCCUUUUAAACAUGGACACCGCCCCCUCGCUGUUUUCUUUAAGAGGUAAUCCCUUGACCAAACACAGACUGUUAUUGAGCGCCGCUCAGCUGUGAUGGGAUCACAGAAGUAUGCCUUCCUUGAUAAAAAACUUUAAGCCUGUUGAGAACAGAAGGUUUAUUAUUUGUAGCGGGGUUAAUUUAAGUUUCAUUCUGCCCUCGUUUUCACCCCGUUUCGCGGAGCAGCUCAAAUGAGAACUGGCAGAAGCUUCAUAAAGAGUUCGAGUCGCUGAGGAUAGAUGCAGACGACAGAUUCUAAAAGUGCUCGAGAUGAAAUCUCAACACUUGGGUGUUAACAAUGCCAUCUCUGUGACAUCCACACAGCUGCUGUCCGCCAAUAAAGAUUACAGCAGACUUUAUAAACCUGCCUUCAAGGGGAAUCUUUGUGGAGAAUAUGGAUUCAUCGUCCUGACAAACAGCACCCGAACACAACAUUAUAUUCUUUCUAAAGUCAAUGCUUUAAAAAAAAAAAGUUUUUUUUAUCUUUGUAUUCAUCAGUGUAUGUAACUCAAUAAGGUUUAGGACAGAAUCCACCAGAUCAAUGGUUUUGCUUGAAGAAAAAAGCUAUUUCUUUCACUCUCAAUCACAUAGAGGGCGUUUCAAAUAUUAUUAUUUUCAACUGUUACGUUUGUACCAUUUUUGUUUGGAAAAAAAUAAAAGGUACACCAUGCAAAAGUUUGUUAGUCAAAAUAGAUCUGACUCGUACGAUGAGCUACCAUGUCAUCAGACCUUAAAUAGCGUUUUAUCUCGGUGGCUUGGUGAUGUCAGAGAAGGCCUUGAGAAACCUGAAAGUGUCCAGAAAAAUGUGGAAAAUGUCCACAGAGAACAGCUCAAAAAGACUUCCAGAAAAACGUUUAAAAGACAAAGAACAUAUUUAAAACAGCUCAGACUUCUAACCGCCACAGUAUAUUUUAUAAUCAACAAACAUUUCAGUGACAGAUAUCCUACAGGUGAAUACAUCUUCCUAUCGAGAAGAUAUCUGUGCCAGGAUCGGUGUAGUGAUUUCUUUGAAUGCUCUCAGGCUUUGUCCAUUGUGUGCCGUGACACCACCUUUCUUUAUGCAGUUGCAAAGUGAGGAGGGAUAUCUGAUGCCCCCCCUGGAGGGGCUGAAGGGGAGGGGCCUUCGGUGGCUCCCGGCUCCUUGUUAUGGGCAGCUCCGUUACAAAGUCAUUGUUCCAGCUCUUAUCAACACUGCUCAUGUGCUUGAAUUGUAUCCUGGAAUGCAGAGGCCGAGCGACUGGAAAAUCCCCAGCCCCCCCUUUCUCCAGAGAGUAAGUCCACCCAAAAAAUGGGAGCCAACGGGGCAAGAGUUAAGUCAUUUCACCAGCCCAUUUCCAAAAAAGGUUGGAAUGGGAAAAGUUUGUAAAACCUUAAAGGAAGGAACUUAAGACUUACAAGGCAUUGCAAAUAAAGUUGACACCAACCUAUAACUGAAAAUGGCACAAGGAAAACAAAAAGCAAAAACUUAUUUAUUUCUACAAGGUGUGAGUUGUCCCACUGAAGCUGAGAUGAGGGACACAGUCCCACCAUUAUUCUGAUAAGUGCCACAUUUCGGACGCUUUUUGACAAGGUGGAAAAUGAGAACACUGCAAAUCCCCUCCUGCCGUCGCUCCGUAGAGCGCUUCUCCCCGGAGAGGCGGUGUGAGCGGAACCCGAGCACAAUAUGUGACAUGGGAAGGGAGCCGAAUCCCUCUGCUGAUGCAAGCAGGGCCCGUGUUUACAGGCAACCCAAAAACCGACAUGCAGCACUUUCCGUUUGCCUCUCGGUUUGAUACGGAUAACUUUGUCUUCCCCGUGUCCUUUUGCAGGAGCUCCUAUAGCUUCUCCAUCCGAAAUACCCACAAAAAGUUUCUUUUGUACAGACACAGAAGCCAGUUUAAUGGUUUUGUUGUCUUUCUUUUUUUCUUGCUCUUUCUGUCUAAAGGAUCUUUCUACUUUCCGCUACUCCCUCUUACAGAUUCGGCAUUAUUGGAUACAUGUAAAAUUUGGUAACAAAAAUAAAUAAGUAAAGCAGUUUUUAGGGUAAACAAGGGGAGCUUCUCACCAAUAAAGCUUCCCUUGGCAAAGCAAAUGUGUUCAGCUUAGUGCAGUUCU